AUGAGGAGUGUCAUACUCCUCGGAGCAGUUCUGGGAUUCAUGGUUCUACAAACAGAGGGAGCCGCGCCCGUUAUUAGUGGCACGUACACGGCGUCUAUGAACGAGGAGGAAGUUGUUGGAACCACUGUACCGUUUACCUUCACCGCCACUGAUGCUGAUGCCGGAGAUAUUUUGACGUAUGCCUUGUCAGGAGUGGACUCCGGUAAAUUCGCCAUCGACGGGUCUGGCGUUAUAACAAUAUCGUCAGUCCUCAACUAUGAGUCACAGACAUCGUUCAGCAUCACGCUGGAGGUGACCGACACGAUCGCCACCACAACCACCGUCACCCAGGUCCUUACACUCACCCUGGUCGACAUCAACGACAACUCACCAGUCUGCACUCCCAGCGUCAUCUACUCCGGCGCCAUCGCAGAAAACAACGGAGCAAAUGAAAUCGCUACAACAAUAUCGUGUGCCGACGCUGACGGAUCCAGCCCAAACAACGCCGUCACCAUUUCCAUACAGACUCCACCUGCAGAGUUUACGAUGUCUGGGAACGAUGUCGUCACAACUGGAACAGCUACCAACUACGAAGCUACACCGGCUUACACACUUAUCAUACACGCCGUAGACGGGGGAGGAACCCCAAACACUGGAACAGUCACGGUGUACAUACAGAUACAGCCAGUAAAUGAGUUUACUCCCGGUUGGGGAACCUUCACCCCAGUCGGCUCGACCCACAACAUUAACGAAGAUUCCCCGCCUGGCACCUCCGUCGUUACAGUAGUUGCUACAGAUUCAGAUACCGGGAGCGAUGGCACCGUCAGCUAUUCCCUGGUGUCAACCGUGACAGACGGAGGCUCAUCCGUUGCUGGUAUAUUUAGCGUCGACGCCAUAUCUGGACAACUGACAACCAUCACAAAUAUCGACCGAGAGACCCCGGUAGCCUUCUACACCGUCACCGCCAGGGCCUCCGAUGGCGGAACACCUCCGAAGACCAUCGAUACAGUGCUUACGAUAAACAUAAACGACAUCAACGACAACGCGCCAGUCUUUGGAUCCACCAGCUACUCCGUGUCACUUCUGGAAACAGCCACUACAGCCGGAGCCAGCAUCAUAACCGUUGCCGCCACAGACAGUGAUAUCACUGCUGCAACUUUGACAUACGUCAUAGAGUUAGGUAACACCGGCAACAGGUUCGAGUUUGAUGGAACGACCGCCGGUCUCCUGAAGCUGAAGGCGGGAGUGGCAAUAGACCUGGACACUGGCACAGACCCCAGUUUCUACACACUGAGGGUCAUAGUUAAGGACGGAGCGACGCCAGAGAAGACAGGGACUUCGUACGUGACGAUCACGGUGAACGCAGUGAAUGAAGCGCCGCCUGUGAUAGGGGCCGUGACUCCAGCCUCACCAAUUUCUGUGAACGAAGACAUCGGUAUCGGGACGGUGAUCGCCACGGUGCCGGCUACUGACACAGACUCGCUUUCCGGGGACACCAUAACGUUCACCAUCACCGCGGGUAAUACGAACUCUGAUUUUGUUAUUGAUCCAAACACUGGGAUCGUUCGCAACCAAAACCAACUAAACUAUGAAGUAACCCCAACAACGUACACACUGACGGUCACUGCUACAGACAGUGGCGGGUUAACCGACACCGUAAACAUCGUCGUCAACGUGCAGGACGUCAACGAGGCCUCACCGACCUGCCCGACUUACUACGUCUCCGCCACCGUCGUCGAACCAGCCACAGUUGGAGAUGUGGUGACGACACUAGCCUGCACGGACGCCGAUACGGCAGACACGUUAACGUUUACCAUAACGACUGGUGACACCAGUGUCUUCUCAAUGAGUUCCGCAACAAAGAAACUCACACUGCUUACCACUCUGGACUACGAAGGAACCAAAAACUACCAACUCACCAUCGAAGUGAAAGACUCCACUGCAACCAUCCGAACAGCAACAGUGACGGUCACCGUACUUGUCUCCCCUUUCAACGAAUCCCCACCGACCUUCACCUCUGCCCCUUACUCCGUAUCAGUCGCCGAGAAUAUCGCCGUCGGGACCUCGGUUCAGCAAAUCACCGCCAGCGACACAGACCAAGGUUUGCUCCACGGAACACUUCGUUACAGCAUCACCGGAGGAAACGGUCUCGGUCACUUCACCAUCGACAGCAAUGGCCUCGUAACGACUGCACAGAGUCUGAACAGGGAGACGACAUCAACGUACACUCUCGACAUCUCCGUCGCCGACGAUGUUACCGGAGCAGCCGAGGAGCACAUCGUCACGACGACGGUGACGGUGACGGUGACCGACGUCAACGACAACGUCCCAGUGUUCAGUCCCGUGUUUUACACGGCGAGUCACGUGGAAACUACACCAGCGGCAACUCCUCUGGUUACAGUCACUGCCACAGACGGAGAUGCUGGCGCAAACGCCAUUCUUGUGUACUCGGUUUCAUCGGGAGACAUAGAUAACAUUUUCGAAAUGUCUGGAACGAAUCUACAGCUUCAGGCGGGAAAGUCGAUGAACUACUUAACGAGACAGAUCCACGAUCUGGUUAUAGAGGUCACAGACCAGGGUGCAACACCUCUUAAAGCUCAAGCCAGAAUCGUCAUCAACGUUCUUUCCGUGAACGCCAAUCCUCCAGUGUUUGCUGGAGGAAGUGUGACUCUACCGGCGAUAAGCGAAACCACGGCCAUCGGAACAACAGUCUACCAAGCAGUCGCUACGGACAGCGACGGCGGCGCUAACGGGGCCAUCACCUACUCCAUCUACAGCGGUAACGUCCCGGCAGACUCCUACGCCAUCGAAAGCAGCACAGGAAAAAUCAUCGUUUGGUCUCUACUGGAUUUCGACACUCCGCCGGUCUCCUACACUUUGAUAAUCAAGGCCGAAGAUGGCGGUGGAAAGAACGACACCAUGUCGGUGAUUAUCCCCCUGAAAGACGAGAACGACAACGUCCCCAACUUUGGCGCGUCCAUAUUUAACGUGAACGUUGACGAAAACGUGGCCGUCGCCACAAAUCUCGCUCCCGCCAUCGCGGCGACCGACGGCGAUUCAGGAGUCAACGGUCAAAUCGCCUACUCUUUGGUCGGUGGCGACGGGACGUCGACGUUUUCCAUCGACGCCACGACUGGCGUGAUCGCGACCACGGUCGCAGUGGAUUACGAGAGCAAGAAGCUCUACUCGCUGAUUGUGCAGGCGGUGGAUGCCGGAACUCCCGCCAACUCGGCCACGUGCCUCGUGCUGAUAACCGUCAACGAUUUGAACGACAACGCUCCCGUGUUCACGCCAGUGAACGUGACGAUAUCGGUGACGGAAGCAGCAACGGUCGGUACGUCCAUCAUCACGGUGGUUGCCAACGACGUCGAUUCAGCAGGAAAUCAGAAUAACGCUAUCACGUAUGCAUUGACCGAUGCGUUUUUCCAAAUCAACCCAUCGACAGGGGAGAUAACUACUACUGCAGCGUUGAAUCGAGAGUCCAUACCGAGCCACUAUCUGACGGUGACAGCUUACGACCGCACUCUUGGGGGAGCUGGGUCGCUCACAGGGACGUCGGUGGUGACGGUUGACCUCAGUGACGUCAACGACAACGCCCCAGUGGUCUCGGGAACCCCGUACGACCUGAGCAUCUCGGAGUCGCUGAGUCCAGUUAGCGUCGUCACCACCAUCGCGGCGUCGGACGCAGACGCCGGCGACAACGCCAGGCUGAACUUCACCAUAACAAACGGAAACACGAAUAACGACUUCACCAUUGAAAUGAAUUCUGGGAUAAUACAGGUGGCCAAUGCUCUGGACCGCGAAACCACUGCAGGCUACUUACUGGAAAUCACCGUCACCGAUUACGGAACACCGCCAAAGAGUGUCACAGUCACGUGCACUGUCACCAUCCUCGACGCCAACGACAACACCCCUGCCUUCAGCCAACCCUCCUACAACUUCAGCAUCGCCGAGAACGUCCCCCUGAACUCGUCCGCAGGUUUCCUGGCGGCUACCGAUAUCGACACUGGAGUAAACGGCGCACUGACCUUCGACUUUGUCACCUUCUGGGUUGGCGAUUCCAGUCACUUCCUACUGAAUCCGGCAUCUGGCGAGAUCAUCAGCAACAGUAACCUGGACAGGGAGACCUUCAGCGUGUAUGAGAUCUGGUGUCGAGUGUCUGACGGCGGGACACCCAAACUGUCAUCGGAAGUCAACGUCACCAUCCACAUCAAUGAUCUCAACGACAACAACCCGCUGUUCAGCGCCAACCUCUACACCGGCACAGUCGCCGAGAACAGCGCCGUCGGCACGACGAUUCUCACCAUGACGGUCAUAGAUCUCGACGUGGGCGUCAACGCCGCCAUCACGCUGUCCAUCAACACGACGGGAACGUCGGGAACGAACGCAGACACCUUCCUGGCGAUUAAUUCAGCAACAGGGGAGAUAACUGUGAAAGCGAAUAUAGACAGGGAGGUUUAUUCGUCAUUUGUAUUUGAGGUGAUAGCAGUUGACGCCGGAACAUCUCCACGCAGCUCAUCAACGUCCGUUUCUAUUGACGUUACCGACGUCAACGACAACACGCCAGUGUUCAGUCCCGUAUUCUACAACACCGAGAUCGCCUACACCGGGGAGUGCGACAACAGCAUCACUACAGUGACGGCCACAGACGCGGACAGCGGGAGUAACGGGCAGGUGGACUACUACCUGGUACAGAGCACCUACCAGUACCUGUUCUCAAUCGACUCUGCAGGAGUAUUUUCUCUGCGCUAUACGGCAACAGCUAACUUCAAAUACACCAUCGAGGCUGGCGCUAGGGAUAACGGCGUCGCCGUCAGUACCGCCACCACGUCGGCGACUGUCAGAAUCGACACGUUCGACCCCAACACGGUGAUCGUCUCUUUCCGCCUCACCAUCAGCAAGACUGAUUUCCAAAGCCAGCAGACGACAUUCCUGGACCAGGUCCAGACGCUCAUCAGAGCCAAGUACCCGAACGCCGUCGUGCGUCUGUGGUGUAUCGAAGAGAGAUCCGGCACGGCCACGACUCCGUCGGGAAGACGACGUCUGCUACAGACAAGUGCUCCUGUUACGGUUCACGUGUACACUGUCGCGGAUAACACGACAGAUUCGGCGGCAAACAUUAACCAAGGGAAGACAAUCCUUACUUCCGGUGAAACACUGACAUUCCUUACGACAGAUCCUAAUGGUUCUCCGUCAUCGGCUAUCACAGGCCCGGCGUGGGACUACUUCGGUAUCGAGACUGUGAAGCAGUACUACCAGACGACGACCCCGUGGGCGCAGACGACCGAGGGGAUCGCCAUCCUGGCCGUGGUCGCCAUCGUCGUCGCGUUCCUCAUCGCAGUCGCCAUCGUCAUCGCCUGCUGGCUGUACAGGAAGAGGAAAACACGACCACAGAGCGCAACGGCCCGAGCUCUAACAAAAGAGAAAAAUUCACCUCCAUAUUUUACAACGCCUAAAGCAACAAUACCGGACGCCGACAAGAAACAUCCACUACCAGCCGUUGUGGCUUUGCCUAUGCCAAGUGGCAGAAAACCGAAACCCGUUAUACCAGGCAAACGAGACUUUUUGGCAGGAGUUACUCCCCCUAGUGACACAAGGAUUCCCUCCCCUGUUGAAACAACGGGCAGCAGUAUGGCGAUGAAUCGUCACUUCAAUGGAACAGCUGUUGAUCCAGCGACCGGAAAGGUUUACGAAUACAACACGGAAACCAACGAACGAAGAUGGUUGGAAACAGAGGCAGGAAAAGCGGUGAAAGUUACCCAUCACUAGUAAUGGAAAUUAAAACAAACGAGAUUCCUUAAUAAAACAGUUCACUCAGAUAACGAUGUCAGACGAUAGCAACUACAUGAAAUGGUUGAUACGUAACAUGAUUUUAUUUCUGUGGAUGUCAGAUUGGAAACGAAAACAAAUAUGGGCAGAAAUAACUAUAUAUUUUUUAUAUAUUGCAGAUUCGCUAUGAACCAUCAUACGUGUCAACUUUAUUUGUUUUGUUGAUUUGCAGGGAUAUUUAUUAUACUUACUGUUGUAAAUAUAUGUAGCAUACGCCAGGGGUCGAAACACUAUCAUCCCGACCUGGUUUUGUUUGACCGUGGGCUGGGAAAUAUUUUAUCUGUCAGCAAUUAUGUUUCGUUGAUAUUCACACAUUACUUUGAGUCAAUAAUGUUUGGUCUGGAAGGUUUUGAUUUUUGAUCACUAACUGACAAUGUUAUGAAUCAUGAUUUAAGAAAAACAAGUUGUUUCACUUGUUAAAGACAAUGCACAAAUCUGACAAAACGUCUUAACCCUAUUUUUGCCUGUAAACUUAAAUCUACGACUGAAAAUCGUUUUAUAAAAUUGCAAAAAGUACAAAUAAUUUAGUUCAAAAUUCGUGUUUAUAAUGUUUUUAUAACGCUUUGGUUGGGGGCGCUUAUUGGAGAAGGGCGAUUAAUACGUCGAAUACUGUAAAUUGGUUUCUUUUAUCUUUAUCACGAUCAAUCUUAGACAAAUUGCUUAUUUUCUCAACCACAAUCAAUAAAUACUUCAAUAAUGGAUCCAUGGUAUGAUUUUUAAAAUUAUAUUUAAGAACAGUCGCUCUUACGGAAGAGCAUUAGGGCCAAGCGAAAAAACGUUUUAUUGUUUUAGAGUUGUCAACUAGACAUUUCGAGAUAUAAACUCGAAAUUUCAAGUUACUAUCUCGGAAUUUUUAGUUAACAACUCGAAAAAACAAAAACCUUUUUUUUUUGGCAUGGCGCUAAUGCUCUUCCGUACUGUCUUUCUGGGGGAAAGUUAUUUUUAUUGUUUUUGUUUACAUUAUUAUUAACGCAAGCAAACAGUGCUGAAGUCUACUAGCUCAUUACUGGUCAGUUAGAGCACUAUUACUUAAUAAUUUAUGAAUGUUAUUUAUUUCACUAGAUGUUACUUUAUUACAUGCAUUUUGUUUGGUUAGUUUCUGUCCCAAAUAUAGCAACAGAAACACCUUUUGGUCUUUAUUUAUUUAUUAUUAUUGCACAGUGCCAUAAUUAUAGAUUUGAAUGUUCUGUAACUAUUUCCCAUUGCAAUGCCUGUGAUACAUUGAGUCUAUACAUUCACACUCGAGAGUUUCAAACAUAUUUUUAUCAUUUAUUUUAAUAUUUGU
Gigantopelta aegis is the source of this 7093-nucleotide messenger RNA. RefSeq names its product cadherin-23-like. NCBI's taxonomy places the organism in Eukaryota, Metazoa, Mollusca, Gastropoda, Neomphalida, Peltospiridae. The coding region runs from base 1 to 5748 and encodes 1915 amino acids. The transcript is spliced from 20 exons. The record is from RefSeq and is a predicted model, not a curated record. Gene Ontology annotation, biological process: homophilic cell-cell adhesion. Gene Ontology annotation, cellular component: plasma membrane; catenin complex. Gene Ontology annotation, molecular function: calcium ion binding; cadherin binding.